UUUUUCCGUGUCAACGGUGGCUUGUUGACUCAUUCUGGUCAAGGCACUAGGACGACAUUUUCUUUUACAUCAGCAGGAAAAUUAUCAUCCAAGGAAAAAAAGGGGAAUUACGCCUUGAUUAUUUGGCAAAGUUGCACUAUAAUGAAACAGAAGUGAACAGUUUGGAGCUUUCUAUUUGAGAAUUGUGGUUGUGAUUUUGCUUAGAAGUGGACCGUACUUCAUUAUUUUUGUUGAUCUAACUUCUGUUUUCUUAAUAUUGUUGUGUGUUUACCAUUGGAUCCUUCUAGAUAAUGCAAUCAUCACCACAGAAUUUUAUAUAGCUUUCGUGCUUGUUUAGUCACGUAUGGAAACACUACACCCGCUGAAAGAGGAGAACAACUGCUCCCUCUAAUUUGACCAAUUAGCAACGUGCUAGGUCAGGCAUUGACAGUAUAGACUUAUCUGUUGAAUGCGCCUGCAAAAAAUAAUAUAAAAUCGCAAUGUUUUCCCCAAAAGAAUUUUAAUUUUAAAUUGAUGGUUAAUUUGGAUUUUUAUAUGGGAAGAAACUUAUUGAUGCUCUUUAGAAAUGGUUCAAGAUCCAGUGUCCCCUCAUAAACUCGAUACUACUUUUUGAUGCUUUCCGAGGAAACUCAAGUCAGAGCAAAUCAAUUCAGGAAGCCUUGAAUUCCAGUUUUGUGUUUAAGAAAUAAUUUCUCUUGAAUAGUUCUGUGCGAUACUUUCGAUGAAAAAGUAUGUAGCUGAGUUGGCAUUGAGUUAAGAAGAAAUUGAGCUGCAGCAGGAGCAUGUACUUUCAGAGCUUGAUAGUUGGCUCAGUCAGGUAGCUAGCUGAUAAUAAGAGGAUCUGAUCCUUCUACAUUUUCAUCUCCACUCUGUUUCUCAUCUUUCUGAAGACGUCAACUGUUUUUGGUUGGAUAUAUUGAUUCUAUUUUCUUUAUAUUAGCAUGACAGCCUGUGGAGACUUACAAAAAUUGUUCUCAAGAGAUUUGUUCAGUGUUCGCAUAACAAUUACAGGCUGGAGGGUUUUGGUUCUUUAAAGCUCAAUCAAACCCAAAAUCAGGAUCGAAUAUUUUAAUGCAUUCUUUUAAUCAACAGAAUGAAGAGAUGGUUUGGUGGUGUUCUGAUUGCAUCCUUGUUUAUGUUGCUGAUCCUAAGAUUUGCUCUCAUGAAAAAUCCUAUUGGAGAAAGUUAUUUGAUGAAUGCUUUCUCCAAUGCAAGUAAUCCUCUUGAAUGGGUGCAAGCGACACUUCCACCAGCAUAUAAAAAUCCAGAGAAUUCUACUCAAGUGAUUUCUAAUGAUGCCAUAGUAUUCAGUUUGUUUGCUCAGAGGAAUAUUUCCAAUGAAGAACAAGAAUCUUUGCACACGUGGAAUCUACUGAAACACUUGAUUGAUCAAGCUCAAUUUUUACCCAAUGGAGUAGAGGCUAUUAAGGAAGCUGGGAAUGCAUGGAACAGCCUUAUGGCUUCAAUUGAAGAGGAAAGACGUGGUUCUACAAAUGAAAGUUUAAAUAGGAGAGCAAAAGAAAAACAGUGUCCUCAUUUUCUUAACCAAGUGAAUGCCACAUCACUUGCCAGUAGUGGCUUCAAGUUGCGACUUACUUGUGGCCUGACUCAGGGUUCAUCCAUAACAAUUAUAGGCAUUCCAAAUGGUCUUCUUGGAAAUUUUCGGAUUGACUUAACAGGGGAAGCACUUCCUGGGGAGCCUGAUCCACCCAUCAUUUUACAUUACAAUGUUAGGCUGCAUGGCGAUCAGAUAACUGAGGAUCCAGUUAUAGUUCAAAACACCUGGACUGCAGCUCAUGAUUGGGGUGAAGAGGAGCGUUGCCCAUCUCCUACUCCUGAAAAAAGUAAGAAAGUGGAUGAGUUGGAUCAAUGUAACAAGAUAGUGGGUAGAAAUGAUACUUUGGUGGCUAGCUUGCAUUCAAAAGGUUCAAGGAGGUCUUCAAUGGUUCAGGAUGGAUCUAAAAGAAGAAGAUAUUUUCCCUUUAAGCAAGGUUAUUUAUCUGUUGCAACACUUAGAGUGGGAUCAGAGGGAAUCCAGAUGACAGUUGAUGGAAAGUACAUAACGUCUUUUGCAUAUCGUGAAACCUUGGAACCAUGGCUGGUUAGUGAAGUUAGGAUCUCUGGAGACUUGAAGCUGAUUUCUGUUGUGGCUAGUGGUCUGCCUACAGCAGAGGAUUCAGAACGUACAGUUGAUCUAGAAGCACUCAAAUCAGUUCCUCUCUCUCCUAGAAAACCACCACAUCUCUUUAUUGGUGUUUUCUCCACAGCAAACAAUUUUAAACGCAGGAUGGCUGUUCGAAGAACUUGGAUGCAGUACGCUCCAGUUCGGUCAGGAACUGUAGCAGUGCGCUUUUUUGUUGGUUUGCAUAAAAAUCAAUUAGUAAAUGAGGAACUUUGGAAUGAAGCACGAACAUAUGGAGACAUACAGCUGAUGCCUUUUGUUGACUAUUACAACCUCAUCACUUGGAAAACUUUAGCCAUCUGCAUCUUUGGGACAGAGGUUGCAUCAGCAAAUUAUGUCAUGAAGACUGAUGAUGAUGCAUUUGUUCGAGUGGAUGAAGUGUUAGAUUCUUUAAAUAAGAUCAAAGUGAGCAAUGGCUUGCUUUAUGGACUUAUCAACUCAGAUUCCAAACCUCAUCGGAGUACUGAUAGCAAAUGGUAUAUCAGCCUUGAGGAGUGGCCUGAAGAGAAAUACCCACCUUGGGCACACGGUCCUGGUUAUGUGGUCUCCGGCGACAUAGCAAAGGAAGUUUACAGGAGAUAUAAAGAAGGUCGUUUAAAGAUUUUUAAGCUAGAAGAUGUGGCAAUGGGCAUCUGGAUAAACCAGAUGGAAAAAGAGGGAUUAAAAAUUAGGUAUGAGAACAAUGAAAGGAUCUAUAAUGAAGGGUGCAAGGAUGGUUACAUUGUCGCCCACUACCAAGGUCCUAGGGAGAUGCUUUGUCUGUGGCAGAAACUUCAAGAAGGAAAUGUUCCUAGAUGUUGUGGUGAUAGAUAAGCAUAUAUUAUAUCGUUCAUGUUGGGCUCCUGGCGCUUCGCAAAACCUCAAGCCCGAAGAGACUAAUCUUAACCAGAUUUUGAGAUUUUCCUGACCAGGAUUGAGCAUAUACAUACGAGAGAAGGAACUGCAGCCGGGCUUUUUAGUCACUAUAGUUUCUAUCACCAAUUUAUAAUUAUGAUUUACGAGCAAGGUCGUCACAUCUCAAUGACUUCCUGGGAUGCGCCGUGUUAGUAGAUGGCAUUGUAUAGAGUCUAUCUAGUAAUAGGCUAUACGAAUUUAUUUUCCCAAUAUGAUUAAUUUUUUAUGCCUAUCACUCAACAUGCAAUUCUUUCUACCA
Messenger RNA from Hevea brasiliensis (rubber tree), 3335 nucleotides. RefSeq names its product beta-1,3-galactosyltransferase GALT1. The transcript is spliced from 8 exons. Gene Ontology annotation, cellular component: Golgi membrane. NCBI's taxonomy places the organism in Eukaryota, Viridiplantae, Streptophyta, Magnoliopsida, Malpighiales, Euphorbiaceae. Gene Ontology annotation, molecular function: UDP-galactose:N-glycan beta-1,3-galactosyltransferase activity; carbohydrate binding. The coding region runs from base 1094 to 2995 and encodes 633 amino acids. The record is from RefSeq and is a predicted model, not a curated record.